UGACGAGUUCGAGCCCGCCGCACAACUGCUGUUUCUUCGAGUCUUCAACGACGGCGAUGCCGCUAUUUGACACAUGCUUUCACCCCAGACCGAAACCAAAUAGCUCCAAUCAACUUCAAGAGAUCGACGACUAAACGCCGGCUUCAUGUCAUCAUCACCGGAACUUGGCCACUCUCCUCAACUUUCUAGUCUCUCCUCCGACAUGAUCGCAAUAUCAGCCAUGAACGGCACGGCAAUUGACACUUCGCAAAGGCCAAAGCGGGCGAGGACGAGCAAACCAAAAGUCAAGACUGGUUGCAGCAACUGCAAGUUGCGGAGAAUCAAAUGCGAUGAAAAGCGGCCGGCAUGUUCCAACUGUGUCCGUUCCAGGAAGGAAUGCACCGGUUACCCACCUCCGCCUCGGAGCGCGAGGCCAUUCGAAGAAAUCAGGAUCGCGCCGAAACCACUACUGGCAGCAGCGACACCUCUUCCUGGCCGCGAUGCUCCCAUUCGGCUUGUCCCCCGCCGAGUUGUCAAGUACCAAAGACGAUUGAACACACCUCCGGAAACACCACCACAAGAGUCUGCCGCCACUGCCGUAAUACUCCACCGAGCGCCGACCGCGAACGUGCCAUUUACCGACAGGGAGGGCUUGUAUUUUCAGUUGUUCCGCGAACACACUGCCAACGAGCUUUCGGGAUUUUUCGAUUCUGGUUUCUGGUCGCGAACUGUCCUACAAGAAUGCCACUCGGAACCGACGAUCCGCCAUGCCGUGGUGGCAUUAGGCGCUCUGUACAAGACUUUGGAGAAGACGUGUGAGUCGCCGCCGGGCUCUCCAGCCAGCGAUCGAGAUCCCACCGACCUUGCUAUGACGCAUUUCCGAAUGGCUCUGGAGAAAUACCACGAGGCCAUCCGCUCGCUCUUAAAUACGGCAGAUCCCAUGUCCAACCGGACAAGACUCAUGGCAAGCGUGCUGCUAGCAUGCUUCGACUCGUUCGUUGGCGACCACAAACAAGCUAUUUUCCAGAUCCAGACAGGACUUCAGUUGCUCGAGAAGCUGCGUGCCGAGAGGAGGCGGGCCUUCAUUACCCAGCCGGGCGAGCCCGUGGAAGACGAGCUGAUCCAGAUGUUCACCAGGUUGGCGAUCCAAGCCAAGUCCUACGACAUGGCUUUCCACUUCCCGCAACCGUACGUUGUGCGCUUGACACCGACCGAGCAGGACCCCUCAUCACCAGCUUCCGAUGCCAGCUCGCCCGGCUCUCAGUUCCAAGAACCCAUUCCCGACCGCUUUGCUUCCGUAAUAGAGGCUCGUGUCGCAUGGGACAAGCUAUGCGAGCGCAUCUUCAAGUUCACCGAGACCAUGUUCAAGCACGUACCGAACGGCCCCAUGGGGCUGUUACCUCCCAACCUCAAGCGAUACGGCCUCAGCUUCAAGCAGGAUCUCGACGCCUGGUCAGAAGCCUUCGAGCCCAUCCUCCAGUCGCGAACAGCGCCCGGCGUGACCAGCCAGGAAAAGGCCGCCAUCGCCGUCCUAAAAAUGUCCCAGAUCAUGGCUUUGGUCCUCUUUCUGAUGACCUUCAACGCCAGCGAGAUGCAGUUCGACAACUUCAACAGCUACUUCAAGGCCAUCGUCGACCUAGCCCUGGAAGUAGUCGGCGACGAAGAGCGGCGGGCAGCCGCCAAGCGCUGCCCGGAUCCUGAUUUCUGCCGGCACGGCCAUGGCCACAACAACAGCUACGCACUAGCGCGAGACAUCUUUGGUGGGCAUGAGUAUGCGGCCCGGCAUAUCAAGCCGAGCUUCAGUGCCGACCUCGGGAUAGUGCCGCCGCUGUUUGUGGUGGCGACCAAGUGCCGCGACCCCGUGAUCCGAAGGCAGGCUAUCCAGCUCCUCCGCAGUAGUGCUCGGAGAGAGGCCAUGUGGGAUAGCGAGCUGACGGCCCGGAUCGGCAUGUGGAUCACGGAGAUUGAGGAGUCGGAUGAUUUCAGCAUGAUCGUCACGCCGGGUAGUAGUCCCGUGGCGAGCUAUUCGCAGAUGUCUAUGUCUAUGUCUAUGUCUAUGGGUAUGGGUAUGGGUGCUAUGGAUGAGGCUGCCGUGGUGGUGGAGAACAUGGAUGGUGGUGCAGCAGCAAGUGAAUCCGGAGUGGUUCGGUCUGAUAGUAACGGAAGUAUGAAUGGGAGGAAUUCGACGAGAUGGGGAAGGCGGACGGGAAGUUCCAGCUCCAGCACCAGCACUACUACUACUACUGCCGGGAGGAGCAGCAGCACUCACUACAUUUGGCCAACACAGCAGCAGCAGCAGCAGUUGGCGCCGCCGCCGCCAAAGGUCAUCAUUCCGGAGGAACGCCGCGUGAUGGUGAGGGCGGUGCAGUUUGACCUGCACAAGCGGACGGCUACGGUCCAGCUCGGCACGAGAGGGUUGCGCAACGGUCAGAUGGAUUUGAAGACAAGGACUACGAGUAUUACGUGGUGAACAAUAUCAAUAUCUUGGAUACCCCCCCUCAGAAAGAAGAAAGAACAAAAUUUUAGAUAAAAAAAGCUCACUGGACCUUUGUUUGGUCUUUUCUUGUGUUCGAACUUCUUGGUUACAUUACCUGUUUACUGUUGUUGUUAUUGUUGUUGUUGUUCUUUUGAUAUACCCCUUUCUUUACUUUGAAUACGGGGGAAAUGACGAGUGCAUUCUGAAGAUUUCUUUCACAUAAGAAAGAAAACAGGAGAUAACUUGAUG
Molecule: messenger RNA, 2704 nt
Organism: Neurospora tetraspora
Lineage: Eukaryota; Fungi; Ascomycota; Sordariomycetes; Sordariales; Sordariaceae
Exons: 2
Coding region: 146-2449 (767 amino acids)
Biological process (GO): regulation of DNA-templated transcription
Molecular function (GO): zinc ion binding; DNA-binding transcription factor activity, RNA polymerase II-specific
Source: RefSeq, a predicted model, not a curated record